Messenger RNA from Paramuricea clavata, 201 nucleotides. The record is from the annotation of a GenBank genome assembly. NCBI's taxonomy places the organism in Eukaryota, Metazoa, Cnidaria, Anthozoa, Malacalcyonacea, Plexauridae.
AUGAAGCAGAAACGAGAACACGCGUGGCAAAGAUGGAAGACGGAGUACGUACAUAGUUUGAUGGAACAUCAUCGAGUGAUUAAAGGGGGAAAUGCGUGUCCAGAAGUGGGAGAAAUGAUGUUGGUGGUCGGUGAGGAAAAGAAUCGAGCUGAAUGCAAACGGGGAAAAGUUGUUGAGCUAAUCAAGGGCAAGGACAACGUU